ACCAUGUCAAAAUAAUUUGACUUAUUUUCCGACUUUCAUUACACACAUAAUUUUAUCCACCUUCCCUCUCUCUCUCUCUCUCUCUCUCUCCACACUUCCCCUUUCCUCACUCUCCAACUCCGAGCAGAUCCGAUCGUCCGUCGGCGAGAUCGCUCCCUGCGAAAUCACCGAACUGCCCCUACCGCCGCUGCAAUGGAGGAGGCGCUGGAGUUGGCGCGUGCGAAGGACACAAAGGAGCGGAUGGCGGGCGUCGAGCGCCUCCACCAACUCCUCGAAGCUUCUAGAAAGACGCUAUCUCCGUCGGAGGUGACGUCACUCGUCGACGUCGGCCUAGAUCUCUUGAAGGACAACAACUUCCGGGUGUCACAGGGCGGUUUGCAGGCGCUCGCCUCCGCCGCCGUGCUCUCCGGCGAGCACUUCAAGCUGCAUUUCAAUGCGCUUGUUCCGGCGGUGGUCGAGAGGCUCGGCGACGCCAAGCAGCCGGUUAGGGAUGCCGCGAGGAGGCUGCUGCUCACUCUCAUGGAGGUUUCUUCACCAACUAUUAUCGUUGAAAGGGCAGGAUCUUACGCUUGGAUGCACAGAAGUUGGAGAAUUCGAGAAGAGUUUGCUCGCACAGUCACGUCAGCUAUUGGUCUCUUUGCAGCUACAGAACUACCUCUUCAGCGUGCCAUUCUUCCUCCUAUUUUGCAGAUGUUGAAUGAUCCAAACCCUGGUGUUAGGGAAGCAGCUAUUUCAUGUAUUGAGGAGAUGUUUACUCAGGCUGGGCCUCAGUUCCUUGAAGAAUUGAAUCGACAUCAUCUACCUGCACCCAUGUUAAGAGAUAUUAAUGCCAGAUUAGAGAAAAUUGAGCCCAAGAUUCACUCUUCAGAUGCUAUUGUGAGCAAUUACUCAUCUACUGAGACUAAGCCUACAAUGCAUAAUCCAAAGAAAAGCAGCCCGAAGGCCAAAAACACGUCACGUGAGAUUUCUCUCUUUGGAGCAGAUGGCGACAUCACAGAAAAGCCUGUCGAACCUAUUAAAGUAUAUUCAGAAAAAGAGCUUAUAAGGGAGUUUGAGAAGAUUGCUUCUACCUUAGUGCCUGAAAAAGAUUGGUCUAUACGUAUUGCUGCUAUGCAGAGAGUCGAAGGCCUUGUUAUUGGAGGUGCAGGUGACUACCCUGGUUUCAGAGGACUUCUCAAACAGCUGGUUGGUCCUUUGAGCACACAAUUAUCUGAUCGACGCUCUAGCAUCGUGAAGCAGGCAUGUCAUUUGUUAAACUUCUUAUCUAAAGAUCUCUUGGGGGAUUUUGAGGGAUGCGCUGAGAUGUUUAUUCCGGUCCUUUUCAAGCUUGUUGUCAUAACAGUGCUUGUAAUUGCAGAGUCGGCGGAUAACUGCAUAAAGACGAUGUUACGCAAUUGCAAAGUUCCUCGUGUACUUCCCCGGAUUGUUGAUGCUGCAAAGAAUGACCGCAAUGCUAUACUCCGUGCAAGGUGUUGUGAUUAUGCGCUUCUUAUACUUGAAUAUUGGGCUGAUGCACCUGAAAUACAACGCUCAGCUGACCUCUAUGAAGACCUUAUAAGAUGUUGUGUGGGUGAUGCAAUGAGUGAGGUACGUUCUACUGCAAGGACCUGUUACAGAAUGUUUGCUAAAACUUGGCCUGAUCGCUCCCGGCGUCUGUUCAUGUCCUUUGAUCCUGUUGUUCAAAGGGUAAUAAAUGAUGAAGAUGGAGGAAUGCAUAGAAGACAUGCUUCACCUUCCAUUCGUGAAAGAAGUUCAAACAUGUCAUUUUCCUCUCAUGCAUCCACACCUUCAAAUAUACCUGGUUAUGGGACUUCUGCAAUAGUUGCAAUGGAUAGAAGUGGUAGUUUGUCUUCAGGGACGUCUCUUACUUCUGGACUACUACUCUCUCAAGCAAAAUCUAUGGGCAAGGGUGCAGAGCGUAGCCUAGAAAGUGUGUUGCACUCAAGCAAACAGAAGGUCACUGCCAUAGAGAGUAUGCUGAGAGGCUUGGAUAUAUCAGAGAGAGGUCGAUCCUCCAGUUUGGACCUAGGAGUUGACCCUCCAUCAUCUCGUGAUCCACCAUUCCCCCUUGCUGUUCCAGCAUCAAAUAGUCUUACAAAUUCUUUAACAGAUCCAGUAUCUGGUAUCUCUAAAGGCAACAAUCGCAAUGGAGGGUUGGUACUUUCUGAUAUCAUCACACAAAUCCAGGCUUCUAAGGAGUCAAGUAAACUAUCAUAUUAUAAUAACAGCACGGGAAGUGAGCUUCUAUCUGCACAUUCUUCUUACUCAACCAAGAGAGCUCCAGAAAAGGUGCAAGAUAGAGGAUUUGUUGAAGAAAAUUCUGAUUUUAGGGAAUCAAGGAGAUAUAUGAACUUUCAUGAUAGGCAAUACUUAGAGACACAAUACAGAGAUGCUAGUUAUAGGGAAUCACAUAGUAACCACAUACCUAAUUUCCAGCGUCCACUUCUAAGGAAGAAUACUGCUGGGCGAAUGUCUGCUGGCAGGAGGAGGAGCUUUGAUGACAGUCAGCUCCCACUGGGUGAGCUCUCAAGUUAUUCGGACAGCCCAGCUUCUCUCACUGAUGCUCUAAGUGAAGGGCUCAGUUCUAGUUCAGAUUGGAAUGCACGGGUGGCUGCAUUUAGUUAUAUUCGUUCUCUUCUGCAGCAAGGGCCAAGAGGUAUUCAAGAAGUAAUGCAGAGUUUUGAGAAGGUCAUGAAGCUGUUUUUCCAACACCUGGAUGAUCCGCAUCACAAAGUUGCACAGGCAGCCCUUUCAACUCUUGCAGAUCUUAUUCCAGCUUGCAGAAAGCCAUUUGAAAGCUACAUGGAGAGGAUUCUACCCCAUGUUUUUUCUAGGUUGAUUGAUCCCAAGGAAUUAGUGAGGCAACCUUGCUCAACUACACUGGAUAUUGUUGGCAAAACAUAUGGUACUGAUUCUCUUUUACCUGCUCUGUUGCGUUCGUUGGACGAACAACGGUCUCCCAAGGCGAAAUUAGCUGUUAUUGAGUUUGCUAUUGGUUCAUUUAACAAGCAUGCUUCAAAUUCUGAAGGCUCUGCCAAUAGUGGCAUCCUUAAGCUAUGGCUUGCAAAAUUAACCCCACUGGUUCAUGACAAAAACACAAAACUGAAGGAAGCAGCUAUAACAUGCAUUAUAUCGGUUUAUACUCACUUUGAUUCGGUGGCAGUGUUGAACUUCAUUCUUAGCUUAUCUGUUGAGGAACAGAACUCCUUAAGAAGAGCCCUCAAGCAGUAUACUCCUCGCAUAGAGGUAGAACUCAUGAACUUUCUGCAAAGCAAGAAAGAGAGACGUGGCAAGUCCUCAUAUGAUCCAUCUGAUGUGGUUGGAACAUCUUCUGAAGAUGGCUAUAAUGGAUCAAUAAAGAAGAGUCAGUUGUUUGGUAGGUAUUCUUCUGGAUCUGUGGACAGUGAUGGGGGGAGGAAGUGGAGCUCUCUUCAAGAUGCAUCCUUCAUCACAGGUUCUAUUGGGAACCAAAAAUCUGAUGAUACACAGGAGAAUUUGCAUAAUCAUUUGGGGGAGACUAACACAAAUGCUGAUGUUACAACUUCAAAUUACAAAAGUUUGAAAUAUGCAUCCAAUAUCUCCAGUGAUAAUAUGGGAUUAUCUGCAAUAGAUGGCCAUCCAAAUGCAGAGGUUUCUUUGACACCACGUUUGGACAUCAAUGGGCUGAUUGGAUCUGAUCAUCUGCAGAAAUCUCUAGAUGUUGGAGUUGACAAUGAGCCUUCACCUGAACCGGCACUAAGUUUUCCUAAACUUCCUGUUCUAAAAUUGAAUUCUUCUACAGAAGCAGGACCACCAAGUAUUCCUCAGAUUCUUCAUAUGAUAUGCAAUGGGAGUGAUGACAGUCCUUCAGCAAAUAAACGCCUUGCACUUCAACAGUUGAUUGAAAUCUCCAUAUCUAAUGACCACUCUGUCUGGAGCAAGUACUUCAAUCAGAUAUUAACUGCUGUACUUGAAAUGCUGGAUGAUUCUGACUCAUUAAUUCGCGAGCUGGCUCUCACGCUCAUUGUUGAGAUGUUAAAGAAUCAGAAGGAUUUGAUGGAGGAUUCUGUUGAGAUUGUAAUAGAAAAGCUGCUUAAUGUGACGAAGGACAAUGUUCUGAAGGUCUCCAAUGAAUCAGAACAUUGUUUGACGAUUGUGUUGUCUCAGUAUGAUCCAUUCCGAUGUCUAAGUGUUAUUGUGCCUUUGCUUGUGACUGAAGAUGAGAGAACUCUUGUCACAUGCAUAAACUGUUUGACAAAGCUUGUGGGUAGACUCUCUCAAGAGGAACUGAUGGCUCAGUUGCCUUCAUUUUUGCCUGCUCUUUUUGAUGCAUUUGGGAAUCAGAGUGCAGAUGUCCGGAAGACUGUCGUUUUCUGUCUGGUGGACAUAUAUAUCAUGCUUGGGAAAGCAUUUUUGCCUUAUUUGGAAGGGCUGAAUAGCACACAACUCCGGCUGGUGACGAUAUAUGCAAACAGGAUAUCUCAGGCGAGGACUGGUACUCCGAUUGAUGCUACCCAAUGAUAAGCUGCUUCUGAUUCUGAUGCAGAGGCGUUGGUUGAUGAUUCUGGUUGUUAAUUUUGAUCACUUCUUCUUUUGUUUGUGUAUGCGUGUAUAUUGUGUGAAAUCUGUAGGGGAUGGGAUGUUUGGAGAGCUGAGUUGUAAUUCUUUUCCAUCACAGAUUUAAUGUAUUUGUGCUCAUUGGCUUUGGAGAAUACAGUUUGGUGUGUGGAAACAAACAUUGUGAUGUACCUUUUUGUAUUUGUGUCUAUAAUGAAAUCAUUUUUUCGUAUUAAAACAUAA
Salvia miltiorrhiza (redroot sage) is the source of this 4779-nucleotide messenger RNA. RefSeq names its product CLIP-associated protein. Gene Ontology annotation, cellular component: cytoplasmic microtubule. NCBI's taxonomy places the organism in Eukaryota, Viridiplantae, Streptophyta, Magnoliopsida, Lamiales, Lamiaceae. The record is from RefSeq and is a predicted model, not a curated record. Bases 193 to 4500 code for a protein of 1435 amino acids. The transcript is spliced from 21 exons. Gene Ontology annotation, molecular function: microtubule binding. Gene Ontology annotation, biological process: microtubule cytoskeleton organization.